CCCAAGCAACUCUGAACCCCUCCGUCUCGCUCUCGUCUUUCGCCUUCCUGGCCUUUGCCUACCACCAACUCGAUCGCCCGGCAAGCUACCACGUACCUGCAUUACAGCCUUGUUGCUUUGCUUCCUUUGCUAGUUUCUCCGUUCGGUCGUCUCCUCAUCAACCGGUGGCUACAAGGCGCACAUGCUAUAACAGCUUAGGUAGCUAGCUCGGCCACGACCCUCGACCGACCGCCUCCAUCCAUGAAUCCUCUCAGCCGGCAGAAGAAUGCGCGGUCGCCAUGAGACGACCUGACGCCGCUGCGGCCACCGUCGUCGUCCUCCUGUGGCUCGCCGUGCUCACCGUCGCGUUCCACGGCUGCGGUCGCCUUGGCUGCGGUGGCUUGCUGGGGAGGCGAACAGCAGGCUCGGUCGUCGCCGUCGUCCCGGCAAGGAAGAUGCUGCUCGCCGCGACGAGCUCCGACGACGCUGCGGCCUCCUCAUCGACUGAUCACAACCACCGUCACCACCACCACCACCAUCGGCAUCAGCAUCACCAUGUCCACCGAUGGAACCGGGACGGUAUCAUCCCACCGUCCGCGGUAGGCCAGGGAAAGGCGGGCAUCGAUCCGCGGUACGGCGUGGAGAAGAGGCUGGUGCCCACGGGCCCGAACCCCUUGCAUCACUGAGAUGCUGGCAGCACAUGCAUGGAUCGAGGAGGAGUACUUUCUCAUGGCAGUCGAAGCUGCUGAUUCGAAUUAUUCCUUGGUGAGUGGCGCACAUCGUCUUGCUGUGUUGAUCAAUCGAGUUUUUGGAGUCCGGUAUGUAUUCUUUGAUUGUAGAGGGUGUGGAAGCAAGCCAGCUUGUUGGUGUGAUCAUCGUAUUCAUUGGAAAUCGUGUGUUCAUGUAUGUAAUAAUCUUGGUCUCAAAGCUGUAAAGCAAGUGAAACGAAAGAGAGAGAGGAUAAUCUCUAGCUAGCUACUCCCUCCUUCCCUGUUUAUAAGGCAUACACGUAUAUCAAGAUUCAAACCUUGUCAUCUUU
This is a messenger RNA of Panicum virgatum (switchgrass), 1018 nucleotides long. Its product is annotated as protein FON2 SPARE1-like. Bases 279 to 665 code for a protein of 128 amino acids. The record is from RefSeq and is a predicted model, not a curated record. NCBI's taxonomy places the organism in Eukaryota, Viridiplantae, Streptophyta, Magnoliopsida, Poales, Poaceae. The transcript has a single exon.